Messenger RNA from Prunus armeniaca (apricot), 1500 nucleotides. The record is from the annotation of a GenBank genome assembly. Lineage: Eukaryota; Viridiplantae; Streptophyta; Magnoliopsida; Rosales; Rosaceae.
AUGGGGAUAGGAGCCUUUGGAGAGGAAGGGGCUCUCUGGUUACUGGAGGUAGAGCCUCAGAGGGGCAUGGAAGGGCUGGCCAUGCUGAGGCAGCUCAUCGGUCAGCUUCAGGAGCUCGUUGAAGUCUACGGCUCUCACCCUCAUUACCAUCUUCAACAACAUCAUCAUCUUCAUCUUCAACCUUCUCUUCAGUUUCAGCUUCCUCUGCUCAAUCAUCACUCUCAACAGCAGCACCAACAGCACCAACACCCAAGGUGGUGCCCAAUUAACAUUGAUGAAGGUUCUCCAGAUGAUUACUACAGUUUUAUGAUGGCAGCUGGAAAAUCUGGAAGUUUGAAGAUGUUGGAACCUUGCAAGCCUCCUCCUACUAAGAGAUCUCGUAAGGAGAGAACCCGGGGUAAAUCAUCUGGAACUACCAAUACCACUGAGCCUAUGGAACAGCAUAUUUGGAAAGAUUUCCCGGAAGACCUUUAUGAAGUUGUCAUUGCAAGGCUUCCCAUUGCCACAUUUUUCCGAUUUCGUACUGUUUGCAGGAAAUGGAAUUCCUUGCUUGAUUCUGAAAGUUUCUCUCAACAUUGUGCGGAGGUCCCACAAGCUACUCCAUGGUUUUACACCAUCACUCAUGAAAAUGUGAAUUCUGGGGCCAUGUAUGACCCAUCCUUGAAGAAGUGGCACCAUCCCACCAUUUCUUCUCUGCCAACAAAGCUGAUUGUUUUGCCAGUGGCUUCAGCGGGGGGGCUGGUGUGUUUUCUUGAUAUUGGUAAUAGGAACUUCUAUGUGUGCAACCCUCUGAAUCAAUCUUUUAAAGAGUUGCCAGCCAGGUCAGUCAAGGUCUGGUCUCGUGUUGCUGUGGGGAUGACUCUGAAUGGGAGUUCAACUAGUGAGGGAUACAAGAUCCUAUGGGUGGGUUGUGAUGGUGAGUAUGAAGUCUAUGAUUCCGUGAGGAAUUCUUGGAUCCGUCCCGGAAUCAUGCCGUCGAGUGUUAAGCUGCCCCUGUCGCUGAAUUUUCGGUCGCAGGCUGUUUCAAUUGAUGACACACUCUACUUCAUGCGUUCAGACCCUGAAGGGAUUGUGUCAUAUGAUAUGGUCACUGGGAUUUGGAAGCAGUUUAUAAUUCCCACCCCGCUGCAUCUGACUGACCACACACUUGCUGAAUGUGGAGGCCGGAUCAUGCUAGUGGGGUUGUUGACAAAGAAUGCUGCCACGUGCGUGUGCAUUUGGGAGCUGCAGAAAAUGACACUUCUAUGGAAGGAGGUUGACAGAAUGCCAAAUAUAUGGUGCUUGGAGUUCUAUGGAAAGCACGUAAGGAUGACUUGCCUGGGUAACAAAGGCUUGCUCAUGUUGUCCUUGAGGUCAAGACAGAUGAACCGAUUGGUUACAUAUAAUGUGUCAAGCAGGGAAUGGCUGAAGGUCCCUGGUUGCGUGGUGCCACAUGGGAGGAAGCGGCAAUGGAUUGCAUGUGGCACUGCAUUUUAUCCAUGCCUGACUGCUGUGGCUUGA